Molecule: messenger RNA, 1060 nt
Organism: Aspergillus saccharolyticus JOP 1030-1
Lineage: Eukaryota; Fungi; Ascomycota; Eurotiomycetes; Eurotiales; Aspergillaceae
Exons: 4
Coding region: 184-855 (223 amino acids)
Source: RefSeq, a predicted model, not a curated record
AAGCUACCAUCUUGUCCGACCUGUCACUUGCUCCCUCAGUCCUGCACUCUCCCUCUCGCGUACUUCCUAGAAUUCCUACUGCUGUUGUGGAAAGUCAACUCUUCCCACCUGCUUAUCCUUACUCCCAAUUUCAACCUAUCACUAUAUCUCCAUCUUGCGUGAAACGACCCCGCAUCUUCUAAAAUGGCUGCCCCCACAGAAGUCACCAUCAAGAACCUCAGCGGAGAAUGGACAAUGAACAAAACACUGUCCAACUCUACAGACCCGAUCCUGUCACUGCAAGGGAUGAGCUGGCUCACCCGUAAAGCCCUCAACAUCGCCACCGUUACUCUACACAUCAACGCUUACCCCGACUCCGAAGACGCUUCCGUCAUCCACAUCCACAUCGACCAGACCCUAACAGGUGGCGUCAAGGGAACCAGCGAGCACCGCCUCAGCGACGGCAAGAAGCGCGAGCACACCGAUCACCUUUUCGGCCAUGUGGAGGGCCAAUCGCGGUACAUCCGCGGCAGCACCGGCAGUGAUGGGAGAGUCCGGCCCAACCAAGCCUUCCUGACCAAGAGCAAUGACCCCAAGGUGGUUCAGUUCCUGAACGGGGAGAUCCUGGCGGACGGAAAGCAUUCGGACGGUUUCCUCGUGGAGACCAGUCUGGGUCAGGAGUUUGGCGAGGGCGAGGGUCUGUGGUUCCAGAGUUUUGUGGAGAGCCUUGACAACGGAUGGACGGCGGAACAGAUCUGGGGCUUUGAGGUGAUUGAUGGUGAACGCUACUAUACCCGUCGCGUAGUUGUUGCUAAAGGUAAGCAAGUCGAACUGGCUAGAUUCGUGUAUAGCUACGUCGGUCCGAGAAAGGAGUAAACCGGGCGUGUAUUGAGGAAUUAGCAACGGUGGCUGGACGAAUGAGUCUUUGGAGAGGACCGUGCGUCUUUGUCAUCUUUAUGUGGCAGGUCUGCUGUAGAGUAUCUUUACAUCCCGCUUGUUUGGUUCUCGAGGCUGGGUACGCGCUUGUUUUCCUACUCAGUUCAGCAUAGACCUAAUUGAAUCCUGUUCAUACACAAUUCAC